Theobroma cacao (cacao) is the source of this 3621-nucleotide messenger RNA. RefSeq names its product Pentatricopeptide repeat (PPR) superfamily protein. The record is from RefSeq and is a predicted model, not a curated record. Lineage: Eukaryota; Viridiplantae; Streptophyta; Magnoliopsida; Malvales; Malvaceae. Gene Ontology annotation, biological process: RNA modification. Gene Ontology annotation, molecular function: RNA binding; zinc ion binding; protein binding.
UCCAAAUUAAUGAGGUAUGGCAAAGGGAGAUUGGAACGAUUUGACUUGUCACGUUUGGGAACAUAUAGCAAGCAAAAUAAGCAAUCAAACUCAAGUAAAGCAGCUCCAUGCGCAGCUGAUUCAAAAUUCCCUCCACCACCAUUACUCCUGGGUGGCGCUGCUCAUCAACGCCUGCAUGCGUCUGCGCGCCCCACUUUCCUACACCCGCACAAUUCUCCAUUAUUCCACGGCCACGCCUUCCCCCGAUGUCUAUGCCUUUAUUUCUGCGCUCGAAUACUACUACACUCUUCCUGUUUGUAAAGAGCAGGAAGUUGCCUCUCUGUGUCAUCAACUGCUAGCAAGCACCAACAAGCCCGCUGCUCUUUAUCCUAUUCUGAUAAAAUCAUCCGUCAAAGCUGGCAUUUUGUUUCAUUCCCAUCUUGUUAAAUUGGGUCAUCAUCAUGAUCCUCAUACGCGCAACGCCCUCAUGGAUUCUUAUGCCAAAUUUGGCCCAAUUGAGGCGGCUAGGAAGCUGUUUGAUGAAAUGCCUGGGAGAAUGGCUGAGGAUUGGAAUUCCAUGAUCUCUGGGUACUGGAAGUGGGGUAAGGAAGCUGAAGCAUGUUGUCUCUUUAACUUGAUGCCUGAGAAUAAGAGGAAUGUUGUUACUUGGACUGCGAUGGUUACUGGCUCUGCCAAUAUGAAGGAUUUGAUCACUGCAAGAAGGUAUUUUGAUCGGAUGCCACGCAGAAAUGUGGUUUCAUGGAAUGCAAUGCUCUCUGGUUAUGCUAAAAAUGGUUUUGCGAAAGAGGCUUUGCAUUUGUUUCUUCAUAUGAUAAAAGCUGGGGAUGGGAUUGAACCCAAUCAAAUCACAUGGGUCGCUGUCAUUUCUUCAUGUUCAUCGCUUGCCGAUCCUUGCCUUGCAGACUCAGUUGUCAAAUUUCUUGACAAGAAGAAGAUUCAGUUAAAUUCUUAUCUCAAAACAGCCUUGCUUGAUAUGCAUGCAAAGUGUGGGAAUCUUGAGACAGCUCAGAAAAUUUUUGAUGAGUUUGGUGAGCACAGGAGUUGUACUACAUGGAAUGCCAUGAUUUCGGCGUACAUGAGGUUUGGAAAUUUGGCUUUAGCUAGAGAGCUCUUUGAUAAAAUGCCUGUAAGGAAUGUUGUCUCAUGGAACUCGAUGAUUGCUGGUUUUGCCCAAAAUGGGCAGCCUGCAAUGGCAAUUCAGCUCUUCAAAGAAAUGAUUGCUACUACAAAUUUGAAGCCAGAUGAGGUAACUAUGGUUAGUGUUAUCUCAGUUUGUGGACAGCUUGGGGCUUUAGAAAUGGGAAAUUGGGUUGUCAAUUUCAUUGUUGAGAACCAGAUCAAGCUGAGCAUUUCAGGUUACAACACUUUGAUUUUCAUGUAUUCAAAAUGUGGGAGCAUGAAAGAUGCUGAAAGGAUAUUCCAAGAAAUGAAGAUAAGAGACACUAUUUCAUACAAUGCGCUGGUUUCAGGAUUUGGAGCUCAUGGUCGUGGAAUUGAAGCUGUGGAACUAAUGUCUAGGAUGAGAAAAGAAGGUAUUGAGCCAGACCAUAUUACUUAUAUUGGUGUCCUUACAGCAUGCAGCCAUGCAAGAUUAUUGAAAGAAGGUCGCAGGGUAUUUGAAUCAAUAAAAUUUCCAGCUGUAGACCACUAUGCGUGUAUGGUCGACUUGUUAGGUCGAGUGGGUGAACUAGAUGAAGCAAAGAGAUUGAUUGAUCAUAUGCCAAUGGAACCACAUGCGGGAAUUUAUGGCUCUCUUCUUAAUGCUAGCACAAUUCACAAAAGAGUUGAACUUGGGGAAUUUGCAGCUAAUAAGCUCUUUGAGCUUGAACCCAGUAAUUCAGGAAAUUAUGUUUUGCUAUCGAAUAUAUAUGCUUCGGCUGCGAGGUGGGGCGAUGUGGACUGGGUCAGAGAAGCAAUGAGAAAAUUAGGAGUGAAGAAGACAACAGGUUGGAGUUGGGUGGAACAUGAUGGUAAAGUGCAUAAGUUCAUAGUGGGAGAUAGGUCACAUGAGCGCUCAGAUGAUAUCUAUAGGCUAUUGGAAGAACUGUGUAGGAAAAUGGGAAGGCUAGGAUACAUAGCGAAUAAGAGCUGUGUACUAAGAGAUGUUGAAGAUGAAGAAAAGGAAGAGAUGGUGGGCACUCACAGUGAGAAAUUGGCUGUUUGUUUUGCUCUUCUUGUUAGUGAAGUGGGGGCUGUUGUUCGAGUGGUGAAGAAUCUAAGAGUUUGCCAGGAUUGCCAUACUGCUAUGAAGAUGAUCUCUAUGUUGGAAGGAAGGGAGAUAAUUAUGAGGGAUAAUAACAGGUUUCACCAUUUCAUUGAUGGGCAAUGUUCUUGCAGAGAUUAUUGGUGAGGAAGGAAACAGAAUUCUUUUAUGAUCAUGCCAUGAUGCCAGCAAGUUUUAUGUGAUUGUGCUGAUUGACAUUAAGCAUAGAAGAAAUGACUUUGACAUGCUACUGCAGCCGUGUCUCUAUCUAGGUCUUGUUGCAAUGAUGUAGAAUGAGUUUUAGCAUUACAACUGAUUAAUACAACAGCAGAGAAUCUGAUUGUUUGGCAUCGCAAUCACUCAGGAGAAUAUAUGGUAAAGUCAGGGUACAGUUGUGUGAUGGACAGCUUGAUUAUACAGGGGAAAGGAGAGGCAAGUUUUGGCGAGAGAAUCCAGUUUCGAAGAGUAUACGAAGAUCAAGUGUUCCCAGCAGAGUGAGGAUUUUUUUUUGUGCAAUGCAGCAUUGCCAUUACAUAUUCUUCCUACUAUAUUUAAUCUGAGAUCAAGGCUUCUGCUUAUUAAAAAAAAAAAAUUGUUUAUUCUCCCAAGAAUUCAAAGACAACAAUGCAUACUUUGAAAAUUCGUAGAUCAGCUGAGAAGGUUUGGCUUUCCUGCAAGGAAGAGUUAAAGGUUACUAAUAGUUGGCCAACAAGUAAUGCAGGAAUGGAUCCAAGAAACUUGCUCCCAUUUAGCAGAGCCGAAAUUUGAUCUGUUUCUUUUUUUCCGGUGGUUCCAUGGACUAUGCGAAAUCCUAAAAAGGCAUCACCAUGGGAGUGGAUAGGGAAUCAAGUUCAGAUUCUUUGAUUUGAAUGGUUUUCUGGAGGCACAGUUGAAGUCAGGAGGCAGUAGAGCAAAGCUGAAGAGAUGGAGCACACGUCAAGGUGAUAUGCCGAAAUUAAUUUGAUUGAGCUCCGAAUGGUGGCUAUUAGGAACAGUAUAGGGGAAGGGGUAGGUUUGUCAGCAGCUAAGAAGUUGAGUAUUAGUUACCGUAUGUUGCAGAACUUAGAGCAGCGGAGGAGGCUAUGAGAAACAAAAUAGUGGAGGGUGAUUCAGCUCAGGUCUCUUUAAUGAAUGGAGGAAGACCACCCAGCUGCAGCUGUUAAGAAGUUCUAAUUCAAUUCAUGUCUUACAUGAGUGUAGAAGUGUGAAUGAUGAAGCUCACCGCCUACCAAAGUAUGUGCUUCAUCAUGCAGAUGAUUUUGUGGCGUGGAUUGACCAACUCCGGACUUUAGUAGUCACGAGAUUAUUCAACUUGCUACGUCCACUGUCAUAUAUUUUUUUUAUUUAAAUGAAAUAUAAAUAAAUUGAGAAAGUUGCCAUGUGGCACUCCCAUGGAACUCCUCAACCCACGUUUUAUA